ACUAGCAGCAAUGUUGUGCUGCCCGUGUUUCCCCAUUGGGAAGCUCAACAAAGUUCACCCAGUGCCAGUGGGAGAGGCUGCAAUCCCCAGACCUCAGAGGGUCCGCCGCUUCUUCAAGAGGCUGAGGAGAUUGUUGAAAAAGAAGGAGAAGAAGACUGUAGAGUCUGUCCCCCCUCAGACGGACACCUUUGUGGUGGAGGGACCUGUUAAAGACGAGGCCCCAUCACCAGGAUGUAAGCCUGAGGGCCCUGUCACCAGCCUCACCCCUCAUGCCCCUGAGGACCUCACAAAGGAGGAAGAGGAGGAGGAGGAGAGGAAGGGGGAGGCGGAGAUUGUGAGAGGCCCAAGGCAUGAGACGCCCCAAAGCCUCAAGGAGGAGGGAGGGGAGUACACCAGCCCCUCCCAUGCCCCGGUCACGGAGACCUCCUCUGGAGUCACCAGCGUCUCCUCCCAUGCCCCGGUGAAGGAGACCUUAUCUGGGGCCACCAGCGUCUCCUCUCUGGACCGACUUGCCGUCCAGGUAAUGGACCAGUCCGGAGGGAGGGCAUCUAGGGGCAGGAGCAGAAGCUCCUGCCCGGCCCCAACUACCCCAACUGCCCCCGAGCCCCCCAGGGUGUUAUUCCACCAGUACCUGCUGCAGCUGAAGUGCAGAGGGCUGCCCAACCUGGGCCAGACGUGCUACGUCAACGCCGUGCUGCAGUGUCUGUUCCACCUGCAGCCCCUCAGCGCCCAGCUGGAGCGGCAGGAGGACGUGUGGAGCGCCAUGCCGGAGGCCCUGCUGAUCGGAACCUACGUGGAACUCGUACGUCUGCGAGGGUCCCCUGACUUGAACAUCAAGGCAGCAGUGGUCUUCGAGUUCAAAGAGACCAUCGCCCUAUACAACCCGGAGUUCGAGGGGAACUCCCAGAACGACGCUCACGAGUUCCUCUCUGAGUGUCUCCAGAGGCUAAGUGCCAUCGGCGAGACGGUGUCCAUGGGGGACGUGGCCUACCAGUGCCCUGUGGACACUCUGUUCUCAUUCCAGCUCCGCUAUACCAGAACUUGCCAGAGCUGUGGAGUUGAGAGCUCGAGGGAUGAGCUGAACACUAUGCUCUCCCUUGAUCUGACCAAGAAAGGAUCAGUGGCAAACAGCCUCCAGCUCUAUUUCGCUGAGACUGCCGUGGAGUUCCGGUGCGACUGCUGUGGGGGUCGGGGCUCCAGCCUGAGGUGCCAUCUCCACACUCUGCCUCAGGUGUUGAUCCUCCACCUCAAGAGGUUCUGCCCCCUGACCCUCACCAAGCAGCAUCAGGCGGUCAGGCUGGACCCCGUCCUGAACCUGAGGGCACUGGGAGAAAGGACUGAAAACACCAUCAGGACUCCUUCCCCUCCAGCCAGAGUGUCCAGUGUAGGUGGAGAAACAGGGACAGAGAUCAUGGAGACCAGCCAGUAUAACCUGAUAAGUAUACUGAGCCACAUAGGGUCAGAUGUCAGCAGCGGCCACUACAUUGCCGACUGCCAAGAGACAGCAGGCCAGUGGUUGCUGUAUAAUGACCACAAGGUCUUCAUGAACUCGGAGGAGGCCGUUCUCAAGGAGAGGGAGAGAGCGGCCUACAUCCUGUUCUACAUCAGAAAGUGAGGCAGACCACUACUGUCUGCCCCCUGCCCUCCCCCAUCAACAUCGGGGGUAAAAGGCGUCAGCAUCACUCCAUCAGGCUGGCAUGGCAACCAAUGGAUGACCCCACCACCAAGUGAGGCAGAUCACCCACCUUCCCACCCUACAGGCCCCUCACCCCACUCGUCAUCAGGGGUAAAAGGUGCCAGCAUCACUCCAGCGGGCUGGCAACCAAUGGGCGACCCUCCAUAAAGGUGAUAUCACACCAACAUCCAAUCAGAUUGGAUGAAAGGAGGCCACUACAUCACCGACUGCGAGGUCACCCCAAUAAUAACAUCAGAGGAGGCUGUUCUCAAAAACCGGGAGAGAACGGCCUACAUCCUGUUUUACAUCAAAAAGUGAGGCAGACCACUACUGUCUGCCCCCUGCCCUCCCCCAUCAACAUCGGGGGUAAAAGGCGUCAGUAUCACUCCAUCAGGCUGGCAUGACAACCAAUGGGCGACCCUUCCAUAAAGGUGAUAUCACAGCAACAUCCAAUCAGAUUGGAUGAAAGGAGGCCACUACAUCACCGACUGCGAGGUCACCCAAAUAAUAACAUUAGAGGAGGCUGUUCUCAAAAACCGGGAGAGAACGGCCUACAUCCUGUUUUACAUCAAAAAGUGAGGCAGACCACUACUGUCUGCCCCCUGCCCUCCCCCAUCAACAUCGGGGGUAAAAGGCGUCAGCAUCACUCCAUCAGGCUGGCAUGGCAACCAAUGGAUGACCCCACCACCAAGUGAGGCAGAUCACCCACCUUCCCACCCUACAGGCCCCUCACCCCACUCAUCAUCGGGGGUAAAAGAUGUCAGCAUCACUCCAGCAGGCUGGCAACCAAUGGGUGACCCCUCCAUAAAGGUCAAAUAAAAGCAUAAAAAACAGUAACGUGUUCCUUGAAGUUGAGUUCAGUUCUCGGUCACCGAUUGAGGAGUGUUGUAAAAUAUACAUGCUAAAGCUGUAAGGGAAGUUCUGCAGAGAAACCUGCAAGCAUUAAACGAGCGAAAACAGCAAAGAAAUCGCCAAACCUGCGUAGUGCUGUGAUUGUACACAUUUGUGUUUGACAUCUUUUCACUUCAAAUCACAGACGCCUUCAUCCACCGACCUGCACUAAAUCAGACAGGCCAUCAGCAUGUGUCCUU
Sardina pilchardus (European sardine) is the source of this 2766-nucleotide messenger RNA. Its product is annotated as ubiquitin carboxyl-terminal hydrolase 37-like. The transcript is spliced from 21 exons. Gene Ontology annotation, biological process: protein deubiquitination. Bases 11 to 1615 code for a protein of 534 amino acids. Gene Ontology annotation, molecular function: cysteine-type deubiquitinase activity. The record is from RefSeq and is a predicted model, not a curated record. Lineage: Eukaryota; Metazoa; Chordata; Actinopteri; Clupeiformes; Clupeidae.